AAUAGCUUUUCUUAUCACUCUGAAAAAAGCUCAAUUUUUUUAAAUCAGAAAAACAUAAUAAAAAAGUGCCUGGUGCAGAAAUUACCGUAUAGCGAGAAAUUUUUCUCCACGAAGGGACCGAAUCUCACCGAAGCUGCUCUAAAUUCACGAGUGCCAACUAAAUUUAUUGUUAACAUAAAAUUUUUGCGAAUCUACAAUCAAUUCAAUCGAUAAACCCAAUAUUUUGCGAGAAGCUUUCUGCGUGAGGAUCAAACACGAUAACUGUGAGCGCAUACGAGUUAAAAAGAGCCAACAUUUGUAGCGAGCACAAGAUGUCCUAUCAAAUUAAAUCGACACCAUUUUUCCGGCGUAUGGUUAACGCGAGUAAAAAAAAUGGUCAACUUCAACGUUUGAAGGAGGAAUAUGAACGCAUCAAAGACUUCAAUGAUCGGACAAUCGAAAUGAAAAUGCGUCAGGUGCGCUUGAAGCGUCUCUUUCGUGAAAUUGAAGAGAUCAAAGAGUCGUCGUUGCAAUGGAAACGACGGCGUGUAGCCAUAGAUCGACUGCGAACGAAUGAGGAGAUACGUAUUGAGACCUUAGUCAAGGCUAAGGAGCUUGGUAAAAAAUACUCGGAAAUGAAUGCACUGGCCGAUCGUUGUGCUUCGCGCAUUGAUGCGAUGGCAUCCGGUGCGGCGGUGGGCAGUAUGUCUUCACGCAUAGAAUUGGAGCGUAAAGCACGUUCGGAUAAACGUAUAAGCUAUGGCAACGAUCGAUCACGCAUGAAUAUACAAAAAAUUGCGACAACACCACGCAAACCGGUCAAUAAGCCCAUUUUAAGCGCCGAGCAGGAGCUUAAAGAGCUGAAAGAUAAGCUAAGAAAUCGACUUUCAUUUGGCAAUUCGUGUUCGAGUCGAAAUCUAGCUAAGAAACACAAAAAAGAUGGUCAACGCAAAGCAACCGCGGGUAAAUCACUAAGCGCUUUGCCUUGCGUGGAAUAUGAAAAGAUUACCGCUUACCGAGACACGAAUUGGAAUAUCACACGUGACAUUGCCGAUAGCGUGGAGCGUGAUUUUGAGGUGCCAGUGUCAAUAUAUAGGCAAACUGCGCCUGAAUAUAAACUCAUUGAAGAUGUACACAUAAGUCUACCCGUUGCGAAUCCCAAAUUGACUGAUGUAUCGCUUAGAAACGAGCAAGAUCGUCGUAUGCGUGCCAAGGAACGCUGGCGUAAACUGGCACUUAUUGUGCGUCAUCGGUUCGACAAAACUCUACGGCGUCACGUGCCGCCAAGUGAGGAGCAGGACAGCGAAGAGAGUAGAGAAGAGUAUCCAUUGCGUUUAAUAUCCAAUCAUACGGACUUGCCGAAGUGUAACUUGAGAAGUCAAGCGAGUAGCAAGCCACAUUCAGACGAUGAGCUAGAAAAUGACGAAGUUUUAGUAAGCAUUGAGUCGCUCGAUCCAUUGGAGUUGCAACCCUUGCCGCAACCAAUUCCGGCUAUUGUAGCGCAACCCGUUGCCGAGGAGAUUAGCAAUCCAAUAGAAAAACGACGACAAGUACAGAAUUAUGUAAAAGUACUUGAGCCAGUUGUGCGUGUCGCACGCAAACAGGCUGUAGAGCUGAGCGUUGAGCAAUUGCGUGGCAUUUUCGAACAUCAAUGCGCUGAGCUGUGAUACUAUGGAAUGUAUUUAGCGGAGUUUCCAAAGUUGCUAUCAUCUAUGUACAUAUUUAGGCGGUUCAAAGAGAGCUCACUUUCACUGCCACAUUCAUUUCGGCGCGAAGAAGUAUUAGUCUCGCCAAGUCUGAAUUAUAUUUUAAUUUCGAAUGAAAAUUCCGGAUUUUAUUUUAAUUUUGGAGAUGUCUCGGAUCCUAGUUUUACGACAAGCUAAGUUACAAUGUUAGUACUUUUGAAUUUGAUGCUAUUUUCUAAACAAGUAUUCUUCAAGACAUGCCUUCGUUCAUUGCGAAUAGACUCAGUCAAAUUGACUUUCAUUGUACCAUAGCACAGUUAAUUAAAAAUUUUAGUUUAAUUUUAUACGAUUUAUAUUAGAAAUAAAUUAUAAAUA
This is a messenger RNA of Ceratitis capitata (Mediterranean fruit fly), 2039 nucleotides long. RefSeq lists its product as uncharacterized. Bases 312 to 1646 code for a protein of 444 amino acids. The transcript has a single exon. Lineage: Eukaryota; Metazoa; Arthropoda; Insecta; Diptera; Tephritidae. The record is from RefSeq and is a predicted model, not a curated record.